Messenger RNA from Ochlerotatus camptorhynchus, 1393 nucleotides. RefSeq lists its product as uncharacterized. The record is from RefSeq and is a predicted model, not a curated record. The transcript is spliced from 4 exons. NCBI's taxonomy places the organism in Eukaryota, Metazoa, Arthropoda, Insecta, Diptera, Culicidae. Bases 11 to 1393 code for a protein of 460 amino acids.
CCGAGCCGAGAUGUUUGGUCGUUCGGUCUGCUUCCAGAUUCUCUUCCUGGCAGCGUCGGUUUGGGAUUCCAUUGCCGGCGAUUGGGUCGAGAUACCAUUUUUGCAGCCCUCGACGACCACCACCCAGAAGAGCACCCUCAUCCGGAAGAACAUCAAUCAUCCGUCGUUCAUAGCGGAUUCGAACUUCAUGAGCCAUGUGCUGCAUCCGCCUUCUUCUGUCGCCGUUGCGGCCGAUGAUGGCGAUUCCGAAGAAGAUGAAGAAGAAACAGAACCGUCUUUGGUGGUGAACCAUGUCACGUUGUCUCCUGUGCGGAUAAGCAACUUGGUGGAUUUCGAGGAAUUCGUUCGGAGUUCGACCACCACGGAAGGUCCGAUCAGCAGUGCGGCUGACAAGUAUUCACAUUUUCAGAAACGAAUCUACGAGUAUCCGCGGGUGAAUGUGUCAACCAAACUGGGAUGGGCAUCCGCAAAGGAUGAGCUUCAGUUCGUAACGGCCAACCGGCACCGACUGUCUCCGAUGGAUUCGUCCGAUCGUCAUCCGAUGAGUAACAAGUACCAGGAAGAAUCGAUCGAGCCAGUUCAAACCAUUCACGAUCGUAUCGAAAUCCCCGUCGAUGCAUCGUCCACCGAAGAAGACGAAGAUGAAGAUCCUGCCGGUGGGCCAAGCUCCGAAGAGAAAGACCUCAAUGCACCAGCACCGCAGACAAGCGAGAAGCCCUCGGAUCGGUUCAACGACUUUGACGACUACGACGAACAGCGUCCGGAUUUGGCUAGUUCGUUCAAGAAUGUGACCGUAAUCAAGCGCAGACGACGGCCGGUAUCACCGGGACGGGUGACUAUCGUGAAGGUCAUUCCACCGAGGAGGCGUUUUCGUCCGGUGGACUCGGAAAACGAAGGCGGUUUGUCCGGUUUCGUAAGUUUUUUGAAGACAAUGCAGGAUAAGUUUAUGCAACGAACUGCCAAGAACAUCGGCGACAAGAUUAAGGUGCUGCAGGAGUUGAAGGAUCAGCUGCUUCUGAGCAUCGAAAGAAGAAUGUCCACUCUGUGGCGCGAUCCAAACACGGAUAAGGGCAAUCGCCGCGUCAAGCGUGGUGGUUGGAUGGAGUACGGCGAUGGCGGUCACGGUGGAAUGGAUUUCCCGUCGGCGGAAGCGGCUCUGCUGACGAUUUCCUUUCUCACGUUUGCCGUGUUUCUCAUCAAGUUGGUUUUGCAAGUUAUCAACACAAUCAAAGCGAAACACUACACGUACAAUACGCUGGCCGGCUUGAAUGGGGUCAAUGCGGCCACGUUGAAAAUAGUCAACCGAAGCAAACGGGACGCCGAUGGACAGGAUGAGCUUUGGAAGCAGGAUCUGCAUGUGUUGAGCGCAAUCAAUGAUUAUAAAUUUACGUGA